This is a messenger RNA of Anguilla rostrata (American eel), 9054 nucleotides long. RefSeq names its product solute carrier family 20 member 1b (gene slc20a1b). The record is from RefSeq and is a predicted model, not a curated record. Gene Ontology annotation, molecular function: phosphate transmembrane transporter activity. The transcript is spliced from 11 exons. Gene Ontology annotation, cellular component: membrane. Gene Ontology annotation, biological process: phosphate ion transmembrane transport. The coding region runs from base 4008 to 6017 and encodes 669 amino acids. Lineage: Eukaryota; Metazoa; Chordata; Actinopteri; Anguilliformes; Anguillidae.
AGUACGAUUAGUAAAUAUAGCUACAGUAUGUUUGAUUCUGGUUUUCCGUUCGUUGUGUUUCUCAACACUUGCCUAAGUUUUCAGAAUACCGGCUACGGGUACCAGUUAUCCCGCGCGCGCCCUAUCUGACUAUAGAAACGGGCGGGACAGAUGUGAGGGCAGAAAAGCGGAACGUCAUAAUAUUUUAAACAUUUGUGGAAAAUAUACUUGGUUGUUAUUAAAUUUGCUAACUACUGUUGAUAUGUGAACUCAUAUCAAUUUGCUUCAACUGUUGUUGACUACAAAGUUAAUGACCGCACAGCAGUAGGUUGCAAGCCAGUUAACGUUACUGUAACUAGCUAGCUUCUAGCUGGAUUGACAAAUUACCACCUGACCUUUCCUGUGCUAGUUAGCUAGUUGGUUUAACCAACGACUGUCCUGCUAAAAAUGACAGUGACCAGCGCUAUUUUCUAACAUAACGUUAAGUAAUCUUAUUUCAUUAACAAGAUGGCUUAUUCGCUCACGUUAGAUACCUUUUGAGCAGCGCAGGAGAAAUUAGGCAUGGUUUCUAUCUAUGUUGGCUAAACAACUAGGUUAUUUAGAUUUUUAAUGUUUUAUUGUUUCAAUACCGGCUAGAUAUUAGGUAGCCAGCUGUCUAAGAAUCGUAGUAACGUAACGUAGUGUGGACACGUGUCCGCCGUUAAUUAGCUAGAUAGCUAGCUAGCUUCCAAUUCGCCGUAAGUCAGUAACGUAGUCAGUUAUGAGUGUCGUCGGAUAUAAAGUUUAUUACUAUCUAAAACAGAAUAUGAUGGCAGCAUUCUCUUGAUAAUGAAAACUGUCCAACUUGAGUUAGUCUGCGUCGUGAGCAGCCUGCUGGUGUGACGUAGUUAGCUAGCAUGCCAAAAUGCGAACUGAUGUUCACAAGCUAUGUACUGUCUCCGUUCCGCUAACGUUGGCCGAUGAUGAAAUUCUCAUAAUAAAACUCUUUUUCGCGAGAGAGGUUGUCUUGUUGGCUGUCAUUGAAAAAGUAAACUAGUGAUGACUUUGCUGUCGGUUUAUCUGCGCAAAACUAACGGCAACUAGCCUGCAAUCAAUAUUCUAAGAACGUGUAUUGUGCCUCGGAAGAUAACGUUAAUUAGCUAACGUAGUUGGCUAGCAUUAGCAGCGUGUGCUUCUGUGUAUUAUAUUUUAAACUUCGCUUGCUAACAUUGCAGACAGACACAAAGUGCCACACUACUUUAUAAGUAUGGCAUUAUGGAAGGUUGAGACGAAUAGUACAAUCUGUAGUUGGUUGUACGUGUAUGAAGUUGACAUAUCAUUAGCUAAGAACAAUGGAGGUGCAUGUGAUUAGCUAGCUCGCUGGCCAUUUUGAUUUCUCGGGCCAUGGCGUAGACUGAAUCAAUACGCCGGUGAAGUGGGUUCACUUCCUUAGCAACUGCGACAGCCGUUCCUCAAUGAUUCCACCAUAUUUAUUACAUAAUAAAUGAACUCUGACGUACGCACGGUAUUGGCGAUAAACCCGAAAGUACAGAAACCAUAUACUAUAUAAAUGGACAGAUACUAUGUGUUUAAUACCUAGCUAGUUAUGAUUUGGCACCAACAAUACGUGGCAAAUCGCAAGCUACGUAGCACCAAAUUUAGCUUGAAGUAACAGUAUUCAGCACAUGCAUAACUGGUUAGUCGGUCGGCACUGUAUUAUCAUGAAUUCUGACGUAUAAUGAGGCCGUUUAUUAAAAUGAAUGCAGUCCAGAGGAUGGCGGUGGAGUUUUGACUAAUUUCUUGAUAAAUAUUUGAAUGUUUAAUGUAGUAAAUGUUUGGAGUGUCUUGGAGCUAGUAAUGCUGUCUCUACUCUUGAACACCCAAGACAUACCUGCAAAAACUCCCCAUUAUAAUUUAUGUUAUCAUACAGAUAUUUGGUUUCAACAAUACAGUCAUACUUUGCACUUCCUAUGUUAAUCAUGGUUAAUAAAACGAGGGUAAUAAAACAGGUCGCAUGCAAGCAUGGGUGCCGGGUGUAGUCUGUUCUAGUCUUGUUUUAUUAACCGUUAUGUCACCUAGGAAGUUCUAGUUGCUUGAUAUGCUUCUUUGUGCAGUGGCUAAAGGUGCCUGACCUCCCUUUAGCGAAUAUUAAAAACCCAGCAAAUUGGAGCACUUUGCACUUAAACGGAGUCAGACCUUUCGAGGUUAAACAUAUUGAGCAAAUAUGUUUGUGUGGAACGUAUGAGGUUAUAGUGUUGUUUCAGUAGCAUAACUAAGGGGUUGAGAAUUUUACCAAACUGAGUGUGUAUGUAAUUCUGUCAGUUAUUUUUUCUGAAGGCGAUAUCUUGUCUGGUGAGGCCACUCUUCGUCUGGUGGUUUUACUUUUUGUUUUGAUUGUGCAAUUGGACAUUUGGUACUAUAAGGGGUCUCUUCUGGCCUUGGUCUUGGAUUCUCAGUAUUUAUGGUGGGUCUUGUAUGACCCUGUUGCCAAACGUAGUGAAAGACCAGCUGCUUCUUGUGUGUACUUUUUUUGUUGAAUGUUGGUUCCUGGAUUUGUGUGCAUGGCUAUUACCGUCAGAUGUGAUGAAAUGGCUUUGGUCUGUUGUAAGUGCAGCUAGAAACCAAGUCUUAAUGGCUCUUUGGUUGGAUUAGAGUUGCGUGUGCUAGAACAAACUAAAAAGUGCCUUUUGUUCCUGUAUCAAUUUAAGGCAGGCUCUGUGCCAGUUCACUGACCUUUAUAUUGGCCGCGAAGCCUCGUAGCUGACCAGGACAAUUCUUUUAAAGCAGGGCUGUUCUGUUAGCAACCCAGCGGCCAAAUCGGGCCCACUGCAAACGUAGCAUUGGCCCCUUUGGCCUGUGGAGACCCGCAAAAAGUCCCAUAUAUGUUUCCAUAUGUAUCAAAAAGAUGGCGGCUAUGUCCAGGUCAGCAUCUGGACAGUAUCAGCUUACCGCUGCCAGGGACAGUAACACGGACAGUGACAGGCUUUCCGUGUAUGUACACAUUAACACCUGUCACUCACUUCUUGCCACUACUGGUAUUUUUAAACGUUGGGUCGAGUUCUGAGUCUUUACGUCCAUGUUACGCAGUGUGUAGCCGCAUGACGAGAAUGAUGGAAAUGCACACACACAGCUAAGCAGGCUAACUUGGGGUGAUCACAUUUCUGAGGAAGAAAAAUUAGACCCAAAGCGUUGUAAAGUGCUGAUCUGGACAGAACAUGAAUUGAUCAAGAACACUGCUGUAAGUGAAUACGUAAUGAGGGCUAUUCUGAAUGUGACACAGGCCUAAUUGCUACACAUUGUAAGAAUGCACUUGUUGUUUAUGCAGAUGUACAUCCAGUGAUUAAAUGUCUUAUUUGGCAUUAGGAAAUGCCUGCGUUCACCAUUUAAAAAGUGGUUUAUGUGGAAAGGUAGUUGAAGAGUCCUGGCUUUCACACUUCCAUGAAAAGUAGCAUGGCACUCUUACGUAUGAGCAGUAACAUGACACAGUAUCAGUGCGGAGCCAGCCACACUUCUGAAGAACUGGCCUGCCUGCUAGUGAUAGAUAAUGUGGCUUUGCUUUGAUUGGUCACAUUUACAGCGUCCCGGAACAUGUCGUUUUGUACUCUUGCCCUCCAGCACCUGUGACAUUUUGUUAGGGAAACUUAGAAUUCCUUUUCCAAAGACCAGACAUCUUGUGACACAUUCAGGACGGUUUUCGGUUUGGGCAAGAACAGGAGCACAUGCGUGUAUUCGGAGAAGUGUCACCAUUCGGAGUCUGUUGCACAAUGGAGACCUGCUCAAUUUGUUUACCCACCCAGCACCAAACAAAUCAUAAAAGAAACUAGCACACAGAGAGAGGGUUGCAAUAACCUCUGUUUUUACCACCCUUUCCCGGCCCCGUGUCUCUUGGCUGAGCCAACCACAUCCCGUUGUUUACAUUUUAAUUUCCCUAAUCUUCUUAAAGAAGACAGAAGGCCCUUCUGUUUUUUUGUAUUCACAAAAUUCACACAAACAUCAAUUUUGUGCCAAUUAUCUGAAAUAUUUCCAAAGGUAAUUUUUAAAAUUUAGAUAUGACGACUCUAGCUACUGUAACGUUGGCCACCACCGCGGCUGUGGCUGCGGCUGCUCAGGCCUACCUGCCAGACUACCUGUGGCUGCUGGUGCUGGGCUUCAUCAUCGCCUUCAUCCUGGCCUUCUCUGUGGGGGCCAACGACGUGGCCAACUCCUUCGGCACGGCGGUGGGCUCGGGCGUGGUCACACUCCGGCAGGCCUGCAUCCUGGCCACCAUCUUUGAGACGGUGGGCUCCGUGCUGCUGGGGUCGAAGGUCAGCGAGACCAUCCGCGAAGGCAUCAUCGAGGUCAAUAUGUACAACGGAACGGAACACCUGCUCAUGGCCGGCUCAGUCAGCGCCAUGUUCGGUUCGGCUGUGUGGCAGCUGAUGGCUUCGUUUUUGAAGCUCCCCAUCUCUGGCACCCAUUGCAUUGUGGGUGCCACUAUCGGCUAUUCCUUGGUGGCCAGAGGUAAUCGAGGACUCAACUGGAUGGAGCUGCUCCGCAUUGUUGCUUCCUGGUUCCUGUCUCCCCUUCUGUCUGGCAUCAUGUCUGCAAUCCUCUUCUACUUCAUCCGUAUGUUCAUCCUGGCGAAGGAGGACCCGGUACCCAAUGGCUUGAAGGCCCUGCCUGUCUUCUAUGCAGUCACUAUGGCAAUCAACCUUUUCUCCAUCAUGUACACGGGAGCUCCAGCGCUGGGGUUCCCGAACGUCCCGUGGUGGGUGACGCUCCUCAUAUCACUGGCCUGCGCCGCCCUCACCGCACUCGUGGUCUGGUUCGCCGUCUGCCCCUACCUCAAGAGGAAGAUUGACCGUGAAAUCAAGUGCAGCCCCUCCGAGAGGCCGCUGAUGGAGAAACGGGACCCUGAGGCCCUGUGCCUGACGACGGUGCCCGAGGAACCCCCCAAACCCCCCACCCCCUCCCCGGAGCCCCCCGCCCAGCCGCCCCCCGCCGAGGAGCGCAGAGUCACCAUGUCCAUCGGGGGCUGCGACGACUGUGACGACAAGGAGGCCAAGGACACUGACUGCACCAACAACAACAUCCAGAACGGCAGCCCGCACGUCCAGUUCAGCACGGGCCCCGCCCACAUCCCCAGCAGCGGCUACAGCCAGUACCACACGGUGCACAAGGACUCGGGCCUGUACAAGGAGCUCCUGCACAAGCUGCACCUGGCCAAGGUGGGCGACUGCAUGGGCGAGUCGGGCGAGCGGCCCAUCCGCCGGAACAACAGCUACACCUCCUACACCAUGGCCAUCUGCGGCAUCCACGCGCACGGCGAGCUCCGCCCCCGCGACACCGAGCCCCGCCCCCUGGGCGAGGAGCUGGCGCCGCUGGAGCGCAAGCGCGUGCGCAUCGACAGCUACACCAGCUACUGCAACUCCAUGGCCGAGAAGGGCGCCAGCGAGGGGCUGGACCUGGGGCUGGGGGAGGACCCCGUGGCGCUGGAGAUCCGGGACGGGGCCGCCGGCGGGCCGGGGGGAGGGCGCGGCUCGCCCGAGGACGACGCCGCUCCCGAGGACCGGCCCGAGGUCUCGCUGCUCUUCCAGUUCCUGCAGAUCCUCACCGCCUGCUUUGGGUCCUUUGCCCACGGGGGCAACGAUGUCAGUAACGCGAUUGGCCCGCUGGUUGCCAUCUGGUUGGUGUACCAGAGUGGCAAGGUGGUUGGUCCCACACCGGUCUGGCUGCUGCUGUACGGAGGCGUGGGCAUCUGCGCCGGGCUCUGGGUUUGGGGCCGCAGGGUCAUCCAGACAAUGGGCCGGGACCUGACCCCCAUCACCCCCUCCAGUGGUUUCAGCAUCGAAUUGGCCUCUGCAGUCACUGUGGUCGUCGCCUCCAACAUCGGCCUUCCUGUCAGCACCACCCACUGCAAGGUGGGCUCAGUGGUGGCCGUGGGCUGGCUUCGCUCCAGGAAGGCGGUGGACUGGCACCUGUUCCGGAACAUCUUCCUGGCGUGGUUCGUCACCGUGCCCAUCUCCGGCCUCAUCAGCGCCGCCAUCAUGGCUCUCUUCAUCCACGUCAUCAUCACCUGAGCGUUUCCGCACCACAGCCGCCCCCAGCGGGAACAGGGGCCUCCGUCUCCCACUUCCGCCAUCAGUCCCGGGACCCCCCUGCACCGGCAGCGGCUCCAAAAACCCACCCCCCCACCUUACCAAACACCAUCCCGGGGCUCUCCACCUCUCUGUUCAUCAAAAGCUUUCUAUUGGUGGCAAACAAGGAGAGGGAGACUUCCAUUCCUCUUACUGGCUGUAUUUAAAAAAAAAAAACAACAACAACAAAAAAAGAAACACUUGUUUGCUCAUUCUGUUCGUCUGGCUAGUUUGUUCUGUACCUUUGUUAUCUCUGCUGUAUAUUUUGCCGGUUGGCACCUCGCUCUUGUUAGGCUAGAAUGUAGUGACUUGAUUUUCUUUUUGGAUUUUUGUAAUUAUGUACAUACAAGUAAGUUCUUAGUUUUAUUUUAUACACAUAACAAGAUUGACAAAAGAGCAAUAACAAUGCAAUAUUAGCAAUUUUUUUUAUUUGUGACUCGCUAAUACCUAGGAUAAGCAGUAUUUUUUAGGUUCUAGUGAGCUAGUAAGGGCAUAUCUUGGCUUAGUUGUUUGUGUGUGUGUGUGUGUGCUGUGUUUGAUUGAGGGUGCGUGUGUUUCAUUGAGAGUGUGUGUGUAAGUGAGUGAGUGACCGAGUGCGUUGGUAUCUCUAGACGCGUGUGUAGCGUGUGCUGAAUUUGGCUAUCUAUAAUUUUUAAAAAUAGUUUCACCAACAGGUAGUGGGCAGGCCUCCCUCCCUGUUACCUAGUAUUUUUGAGGUGAAUGAUUGACAGUGUGUCGUUGGAGGCCAAACGUAUCCCAUCACCCCCUCAGAUCACGCGUCUGCUAAUUGGAACUUGCCGCACUGUACAUGGCCUGUUUUAAACACCGCGAGAGUAAGCACCCUUUUGUGAUUGUAAAUUAAAUUGUUGCAAGUGUUGCCCUUAAUUUUCAUGCAGUUUCAAGUACUGUGUCUUCACAAUGUAAUACGCACACAUGCUGCUGGGAUUUCCCAAGCUGGUAGACCAUAUGAAUAUUAUUAAUAGAGAAGCUGAGUCCCCAGUAAAUUAUUAUUAUUUUUUUUGUACUUGACUUACCGUGUUACUUAUUAUAAUCGCGUGCCCUUGUGAGACAGGGGAAAUAUAAUAGAAAUGAGACACUGGUGCUGUUGCUUUUUGAACAGAGAGCAGUUGUAACUGGAAGAUGUCUUCUGGCCGUUCUCUCUGUAGGGAUGAUGGGCUCCCAGGAGCAUCGUCACCAGCCACAGUCUGGGCUAUUCCGUUUCCUCAUCAGUGUACUCUGAUUGGCUCUUGUCUGGUUUCUGUGCGAAAAAGUGGCAGCAGCAUUGUCCCAUAUCCAUUUUAUUAUUCCCGUUUCAAUGAGUUGGGUCUGUCUAGUUAAAGCCACCCAGACAGCUAAAUGCAUUUGUUGCCAUAAAACCCCUAUUCUCUCAGUCAGUGACCAUUGUUCAGCCAUCACAAAGGAAACAUCUCACCCACCUGACAUUUGAAACUUCUACAGCUACCGUAUUACUCCUGUUAGCUGCCGCACUCAAUUAACGCAGCUGUCGAAUAAACACCAUUGGGAUUUUGAAAUGCACGACACGGCGAUUAUUCAAAGUAGUAUGGUAUUAUUUGAACCAAAGGUUGUUUUUUUUUUUUUAAACUGGCAAAUGGGAGAAAUUAAAAUACAAUAUUAUCUAAAUAUUAUGGCCGGUCUUGCUGUAGAAAAGUGUUUAUUUAUUUAGCCGCUACACAGAUUUAAGCUUCAAAGUUCAAUAGCUUCGGUCUUGAAUUUUUCUUUCUUUUUGGGGGUGAGGGGGAGGGGUGUGGUAUUUAUCACGAGUACACUACUGCCACACCAACUGAAAGAUUUAGUGAAAUGUUGAAUGUCACAAUCUUUUCCUAUAGCUAAAGUAACAUCUCCUCAAACAUUAGAAAGAACAUAUAGUGGUCGGACCUGAUUUUUACAAAAUAAAAGGUAAAAUUUAAAUGGGGUUAUUCCUAAAAGGAGUCUGAACAAGCAGCCCUUUCUGAAGACCUGUAAGGAGGAACACACAAUGUCUUUCUCAAUACAUGAGUAAAUAAAAUCAAUAAACUAAAAAUUACUACUAUUACUGUUAUUAUUAAUUUUAAUUGAAAGGGAUACAGAGAUUUCUUGGAGUAGAUGUAAAGUAGUUGAUAGUGAUUAGUGAGAAUGGGGUGUAGUCAUUUUGAGCUAAUUUCGAUUUUUAAGAAAAAAUAAUUUGCACCUUGAGGAUGGACUUUACGUAUGGCAAGACAAAUUCGAGACCGAAGGUAUAUCCGUAGGCUUCACUGAUGUUUAUAACGCUUUGCAAGCAUGAGACUUUAAUUGGAUAGUUUAAAAAAAAAAAAAAAGUUUACUGACAAAUAUAGAUACUUUGACAGGCUUUUUGGGUUAAGAGAACAAAAUGAAAUGCAAAAUGACGGGGAUAAACAGUUUAACAUGAUGUAUGAUUACACAUUUUAGUUCCGUUAGAACUUGACCACACCGAAUCGUAGACGCGUGGUAGUUUUUAUGUUCUGCUGAAAUUUGUCUGUAAGCCUGAUACUUGAAUUCAGUCGUCAUAUCCUCAUUCUAGUACCUCGUGUCCGGCGGGCGAGGGGACAGAAUUGUCUCAGAAGACCCUGAACCGCGUGAAUCGGGCUCGGAACAUGCGGCCAUUUUGUUUGGUGCAGAGGAAGAACGCCUUCACCGGUCUGGGUGCUGUUUGAAGUGUUCUUGUGCUGGGUAGAGUGGAUGCAAAUACCAGUUGGUUCUGCUGGGCUGAGGAGAACAUUGCUGUUGUGAAGCCGCGAUCGGUAUUAUCAUCUUGGCUGGGAUUCACUCAAGCAAUUAGUCGCUGUAGAUGCCUUAUUAUCAUUAUUAUAUAUAUUUUUUUUAGGUACCAAAGAACAGACUGGAGAGUGUUAGAUUUGUACCAAUAUACAGGUGCAAGUAAUCUCUAUUUACUGGGCUUUGACAAAUGGGACGAAAAAAAAAAAAUUGUGAUGGACGAAAAAUAAAAAAAAAUUUUGAACAC